UCACUCCGAAUAAUUACUCCUAAACCUUAGUUCAAUCAGUCUCUAAUCUCCGCCGGCUUCCCCAGCCAAAGCCGCCGAGUAAAUCGCGCGAAGCCUUCGUCGAAGGCGCUCUUUUCUUUUUCCACUCGCUUUCUCUCUCUCUCCUCAAACCCAACACCUUCUAAAAUUCAGCUCAAAUGCAAUCCAAAUAAAUCCCCAAACCCAAAUGAACCCGAAAUUGUCGUCCCCCACCACCACCCUCCCUUAUCUCUCUCUCGCACACCCAAUCCUCUCUCUCAUCUCCCUUACCUCCGCCCCCUAGCCGCCUUCUCCUUCUCUCUCCUCCCAAUAACAAUCAGCUCUAAAACCCCACUACUCUCUCUCUCUCUCUCUCUCACCUGGAGGCCUCGUUCCCUCUGUAUGGGAUGACGGAUUAUCGCUUAUCAUCGACGAUGAACAUGUGGACCGACGACAACACUUCCAUGAUGGAGGCCUUCAUGACGUCAGAUCUGACCUCCCUCUGGCCGCCGCCGCCGCCGCCUUCGUCUUCCACCUCCACGUCAAUCCACCUCCCGCCGCCGCAGCCAAUCGCGCCGUUCAACCCUGACACCCUCCAGCCGCGUCUCCAGGCCCUGAUCGAGGGCGCCAGGGAGAACUGGACCUACGCCAUCUUCUGGCAAUCCACCACCAACGACUUCCCCGGCGGCCCCGGUCCCGUCCUCGGCUGGGGCGACGGGUACUACAAAGGCGAGGAAGACAAAGGCAAGCGCAAAACGGCGACGUCCUCAGCCGAAGAGCAAGCGCACCGGAAGAAAGUCCUCCGCGAGCUGAACUCUCUAAUCUCCGGCGCGUCCCCGUCUGAGAACGACGCCGUUGAUGAAGAAGUGACCGACACCGAGUGGUUCUUCCUCGUCUCGAUGACGCAGUCGUUCGGGCCGGGGUCCGGGCUCCCGGGCCAGGCCAUGUACAACUCCUCCCCGAUUUGGGUCGCUGGAGCCGAGCUCCUCUCAGGCUCUCACUGCGAGCGAGCCCGGCAGGGCCAAGUGUUCGGUUUACGGACCAUGGUCUGCAUACCCUCGGCUAACGGCGUCGUCGAGUUGGGUUCGACCGAACUGAUUUUCCAGACCUCAGAUCUGAUGACCAAGGUUAGGGUUUUGUUCAAUUUCAACGAUACGGAUAUGGGUUCAUGGACUGUCCCGGCCGAUCACGCCGAGACGGAUCCGUCGUCUUUUUACUUAACCGAUCCUUCCCCCUCUGUAGUCGAGCUCAACAUCACUCCCGCGAAUACUAUGAUUCCUCCUUCCAAUCCCCAUUUAUCGAAGCAACCCACGUUUGGUUCGAGUACUUUGACAGAAAACGCUAGCUCGAAUCCCCACCAGAUGCAGUCCCAGAGCUUCUUUACUAGGGAAUUGAAUUUCUCCGGAAACGAUGGGAUUAGUGGUGCUAGGAAAGGGAAUUCGCACUCGUGCAAGCCGGAAUCGGGUGAGUUACUGAGUUUUGGGGAGAGUAAGAGGAGUAUUACGGCAACAUCGAACGGGAAUGGGAAUCUGUUUUCGGGUCAGUCGCAAUUUGAGGAGGAUAAUAAUAGGAAGAAAAAGAAAUCUCCCACUUCGCGCGGGAGCAAUGAGGAGGGGAUGCUUUCGUUUACUUCGGGUGUGAUUCUGCCGUCUUCGGGGGUGGUGAAAUCGAGCGGCGGAGGGGGAGAUUCGGAUCAUUCGGAUUUGGAAGCGUCGGUUGUUCGGGAGGCGGAUAGUAGUAGGGUGGUAGACCCGGAGAAGAGGCCGCGGAAACGAGGGAGAAAGCCAGCGAACGGGAGAGAAGAGCCAUUGAAUCAUGUCGAGGCGGAGAGGCAAAGGAGGGAGAAGCUCAACCAGAGGUUUUACUCGCUUAGGGCUGUAGUUCCUAAUGUUUCGAAAAUGGACAAGGCUUCACUACUUGGUGAUGCGAUUGCGUAUAUCGAUGAGCUGAAAUCCAAGCUGCAGGCGUCAGAGUCGGACAAGGAAGAGAUGAAGAACCAGAUGGAGGUAAUAAAGAAGGAAUUGGCUAGCAAGGGGGCACCUCCACCAGAUCACCAAGAUUUGAAAAUGUCAAACCACCACGUGAUGAAACUGGUGGAUGUGGAUAUCGAUGUCAAGAUAAUCGGGUGGGACGCGAUGAUUCGAAUCCAGUCUAGUAAGAAGAACCAUCCCGCGGCUAGGCUGAUGUCGGCGUUGAAGGAGUUGGACCUUGAUGUGCACCACGCGAGCGUGUCCGUUGUGAACGAUUUGAUGAUCCAACAAGCAACGGUGAAAAUGGGGAGUAGGUUUUACAGGCAAGAGCAGCUUAGGGAAGCCUUGUCCGCUAAAAUAGCCGAUGCACGAUAGUGUAUUUGUUAAUGUGUAUCGAAUUGAUCUUCGUUAGAUUUUUUCUUUUAGUAUAGUUUUUGAGUUUUGAGGAGUUUUGAACAUGAGAAGAGCUGGGGGAAAAUUCUAGCUUUUUUCUUACUUUUGGUGCCCUGAUUGUUGUCUUUUUUAAAGUAUAUUACUUUGUGUAUAUAGGACCUGAAGCCUAUGAAUUUCUGGCUGCCUGUUCAUAUUAGUUACUAUUAUCUUGUUUCUUUAUAUAAUUGUUUAUGUCAUGUUUUCUUUA
Molecule: messenger RNA, 2607 nt
Organism: Rhododendron vialii
Lineage: Eukaryota; Viridiplantae; Streptophyta; Magnoliopsida; Ericales; Ericaceae
Product: transcription factor MYC2-like
Exons: 1
Coding region: 405-2342 (645 amino acids)
Biological process (GO): regulation of DNA-templated transcription
Cellular component (GO): nucleus
Molecular function (GO): transcription cis-regulatory region binding; protein dimerization activity; DNA-binding transcription factor activity
Source: RefSeq, a predicted model, not a curated record